CCUCACUGUGAAGAAAAAAAGUAUUUUUUUUUUAUUUGGAUUUGACAAGCCUCCGGGCUGUCAAUGCAUCUGUCUCACACCUUCCCCAUCUCUUCCUCACUCACUCUCUCAUUCUCUCUUACACACAUCCAUUCUUUGCCAUCACUUGUCCAUUCAGCACUGUGACUUUAACCAGUAUCAGAUCCCCCCUCCUCCCUACUCUCCUCUCUCCCUAAUCUGCCUAGAACCAGGCAGGGAGUAAAAAGCCAUUGCAAAGUGUGUGUGUGCGUGUGAAAGAAAGACAAAGCAAAACCCGACAUGCCACUGUUGAAACGCAAGGCAAUCAAGCCGGUGCCUCCACCAAAUCCGGAUGACUUUGACAACAACACCCCAGUCUAUGUGAUGAGAUUUACCAACGAGAUCUUUACCACCUAUGAGGAUUACAUCAAUCGAUACUUCUUUUAUCGACAAAAGACUUGGCAAUGUGAGACUACUGGAAAGUCUGGGCUUACUUAUGAACAGGCCCUUGAAUCAGAACAGAAGGAAAAAUCAAUGGUAGCCAACAAAUUCCCACCACAACUUCGAAAACCAUUACUGGAAUUUGUGCAAUUUCAAACUGCCAGGAUUGACGCAGUCGUAGAUGAUGCAUUUGACAAAUUCAAGAAUCGGUAUUAUUUAAAUGAACAUGUCAAUGUCACAUGGGACAAAGGAGCUUAUUCUGCGAUGAUCAUCAAAAUUCUACCACCAGAGGAAUGGACAACGGUCAUCAAUGGAGCAGAGACACCUGAAGUCCCAGGACAGUAUUUGGUUCAAGUUCUUGAUCAGAAUGGUGAACUUAUCCAAGACAUGAAACGCGUUGUCGAUUGUUCUCUCCUCAAUCGUGAUCGUUUGGCUUUCAAUAAGAACAUCUUGCGAAAGUAUAUCCGUGAAUGCUCUUCAAAAGAACCCUAUCUUGGUGCUCCGUGGAUCGUGAAGCCUUCACUAUGCAAAAAAUAUGGAAUCGAAACCAACCUUCCAGCGGAUCUUCAAGCAGCAAGAGAUUCAGCAUUCACCAAGCUAAAAAAACGGAAGGGAGGCGCAGACCCAGCACCAGAGUUGUCAAGUGCCAAGAAAAUCAAAAAAGAUAAUCAUAAUAAUACUUCCGAAAAAUUAAAACAGGAAGAAGACACAUCAGCACCUCCACUCGAAGUCAUCAAACCUAUCAAAUAUCCCAUCGAGGAUUUAGAUUUGGAUACCAAACAACUAAUCGCAAACAAUAUUAAAUCAGAGGAAAAAGAAAAAGAUGGAAAAGAACAUGGACAAGGACAGAUUUUAACACGUCCAAAGGCUCAAAGAGAUUCCGCCAUCGUACCCCAUGAUUCCUUUGAAGCUCUCAUCAUGGUCUGGCAAUUCUUAAACUCGUACAGUUCACCUCUAAAACUUUCGCCCUUUGGACUAAAGGAUUUCGAAGAUUCAUUGGCUCAUACAGACGUUCAACAUCCGAGUGUCAUGGUAGCAGAAUACCAUUCUGCCUUGAUGAAUGUCAUUAUUCAGGAUCGUCUCAUAGGCAUUGCAAAACCUAUCCUACUCAGCUCAUCAACAACUACAAACGCAAAUUCUGUCGGACCCAAUGCAGCAGCUUUUUCUUCAGCAGCAGCAACAGCAGCCCUUGAACGAGAAAACAGUGUCAUGACAGAUGAUGAUGAUAACAAUAGUAGUAUCAUGGACGAUGGCGACAUGUCUCUCAAUGGUCAUGAUGAGUAUAUUCAACGACGUAAGGUCUCUCAUCGACCUAUUAAUGAACGGGUCAUUGUUGUGGGUCAAGGAUGGGAUGAGAAAUUGAUUGCUCCUCCUCGAGAAGGUUGGGAAGCUGUUCUUGUUGGACUUGUUAACGAGCUUGGAUCAUUCGAAGCUAUCCCUAAUGUUGAUCGAAUCUUGAAUCACCUUGUCCCAGAUGAAUCAACACAACGCGAAGAUGUUGAGUUGCUGUUCCCAUCAUUACCUCUAGAAGACAAAUUGAGUAUCCUUGUCUUCCUGGUCGAAACAGCAGCUGGCACGAGUACUAUUCGACACUUUAUGGAGCAAUGUCGUGAAGAACUCAAAGCACUCCGACUUUUGAAGUUUGAACUCAACAAAGAGAGACGACAACUACAAUCGGACUGGGCGGAAUUUGAGCGGCAAGAGAUUUCAGAGUUAAAGAGUGAGGCGCUAGAGAAAGCAGAACAGGAACUCGAACAACAUCGCAGUGCGGCCGCGACACCUGAACCAUCGACUCCAUCUCAUGAUAUGGACAGCGAUCUCGAGGGUUUGUCACGGACAGAGAAACUAAGACGUCAACAACUCGAACGCGAACAACAGGAAGCCCGUCGGAAUCAGGAUCUAUUGCGUCAACGGGCACUUUCAAAAGCACGAUCUGCAGAACAAAAGGCUCGUUCGGAUGCUCGAAAGAAAUUGACCGAUAAGGAGAAUGCAUUGAACCGAAAGGAAGAUCAAGUGGAUCGAGAUGUUCGUCGGUAUGCGAUCGCACGUGUGAAACCCUUGGGCAAGGAUCGGUUCUAUAAUCGGUAUUGGUACUUUGAUGGAAUCACCAUGAAUCAUGCUACCGAUCGACUUUAUAUCCAAUCACCCUCUUUCCUGGAUCUGGAAACAAUUCGCGUCAGAGCUGACAAGGAGAAGAUAUUGGAACGACAACGGAUAGAGGACCCCGAUAGUGAAUUGGGAGAUUUGCUGAAGUCCCAGGAGAGGGAGAUCCUAAAGGGUUUGGAAGCGGCAGAGAAGGAGGCAAAGGAGAGAAGGCUACAGCUGGAGAAGGAACGAGCCCUUGACACUGACGAUGACGAAGAUAACAAUGGGGAUGUUAAAGUCCUCAACGGUGCCGGUUUGACGAAUGGAUCUGGAUAUUCGCAUCAUCUCAACAACCAUAUCAAGGAUAAACCAUAUGAUGAAACCCAAGUCGUGGAACACAGUGCUACAAAAUGGAGUUAUUAUAGCGAACCGGAACAAAUCGAUACACUCCUUCAUUGGUUAAAUGCAAAGGGUGAACGAGAACAUGCGCUGUUGGCCGCAUUGAAAUCUCAUUAUGAUUUGAUUGUGGGUGGUAUGCAGCGUCGUCAACAGGACCUAUUAAAUCAACUUCAGAGGGAACAGCAUCGCCGAAGCACUAGAGCAAAGACUGUGCAGGCAUUGGAAGGCUACCUGGGAUACGUCAACAAGGCGAUAAAAUAACCAUGCCGUUCCAUCCACUCCAACUCAACAUGCCACCACCCUAUUUGACAACUUUCUUUCUCAUUCAACUAUUUGCAUAACUUGCUAAAACUAUACAAC
This is a messenger RNA of Lobosporangium transversale, 3282 nucleotides long. RefSeq names its product ATP-utilizing chromatin assembly and remodelling N-terminal-domain-containing protein. The transcript has 9 exons. The coding region runs from base 298 to 3183 and encodes 961 amino acids. The record is from RefSeq and is a predicted model, not a curated record. NCBI's taxonomy places the organism in Eukaryota, Fungi, Mortierellomycota, Mortierellomycetes, Mortierellales, Mortierellaceae.